AGUAAACACCAGUAGAGGAAAGAUACAUCACGGAGACAGAUGUUUAGACUAAACGGUUUAAUAUUUAUCGAAUUACAUUAAUAAAGUCAGGUUGAUAAAAUGUCUUAAUAUUUACACGUUGACGGCAUCGCUGUAUAGAUAAAGUCACUGUUUAUCGACCGAGCGUUGAUCGUCUGAAUGAAUGAAGAGAGUUUGAUCAUCAUUAAACACACAGAUAAUGUUCACAGACAUGGACUACGAGCUGGAGGAGGACAAACUUGGUAUUCCUACAGUUCCUGGGACAGUGACUCUGAAGAAAGACUUCCAGAACCUGAUAGGGAUCAGCAUCGGUGGAGGAGCUCAGUUCUGUCCCUGCCUCUACAUCGUGCAGGUGUUUGAUAACACUGCUGCCGCUCUGGACGGGACUCUGGCCGCUGGGGACGAGAUCACAGGAGUGAACGGCAAACCGGUGAAGGGGAAAACUAAAGUAGAGGUGGCCAAGAUGAUCCAGGCCGUGCAGGGUGAAGUGGUGAUCCAGUAUAAUAAACUACAGGCCGACCCGAAGCAGGGCAAAUCUCUGGAUAUCGUGCUGAAGAAGGUGAAGCAUCGUCUUGUGGAGAACAUGAGUUCUGGAACUGCAGACGCUUUGGGACUCAGCAGAGCCAUCCUGUGCAACGACGGUCUGGUGAAGAGGCUGGAGGAGCUGGAGAAAACCGCUGAACUCUAUAAAGGACUGAUGGAGCACACCAAGAGGCUGUUAAGAGCUUUCUAUGAGCUCUCACAGACACACAGAGCAUUUGGCGAUGUGUUUUCCGUGAUCGGUGUUCGUGAGCCGCAGGCCGCCGCCAGCGAAGCCUUCGUGAAGUUUGCUGAAGCUCAUCGAAACAUGGAGAAGUUUGGGAUUCAGCUGCUGAAGACCAUCAAACCUAUGCUGCACGAUCUGAACACAUAUCUUCAUAAAGCCAUUCCAGACACCAAACUCACCAUCCGCAAAUACCUGGACGUCAAGUUUGAGUACUUGUCGUACUGUCUGAAGGUGAAGGAGAUGGAUGAUGAAGAGUACAGCUGCAUCGCUCUGGGUGACCCGCUGUACCGCGUCAGCACCGGAAACUACGAGUAUCGUCUGGUUCUGCGCUGUCGUCAGGAAGCUCGAGCGCGAUUCGCCAAGAUGCGCAAAGACGUUCUGGAGAAAAUCGAACUGCUGGACCAGAAACACGUCCAGGACAUCGUGUUCCAGCUCCAACGCUUCGUCUCGGGGAUGUCGCAUUAUUACGACGACUGCUACGCCGUGCUGAAAGACGCAGACGUCUUCCCCAUCGAGGUGGAUCUAUCCAGAACCAUGAUCAACUACAGCGGACAGAGCCUGACGUAUGAGGACGAGGAUGAGGACGAGUCCAGCAGAGCCGAAAACCAGCAGCAGACCGAGAACGGGGCAGAGAAACUCAUAGACGACCAGUGAGUGAACCAACGAAUCAUCUGAGGAAUGAACGAUUCAGUCGAGAAAAGUCAAUCAUGUCAUUUGCAUAAUCAUAUUCAACAGCUUACAAUAAAUUAUAUAUGUGUGUAUCAUAUUUAAUAUUAAUAAUCUAUAAUGAUAGACUGCACUUUUAUUCAAAACACUGAUUAAACUCGAAAGAUUCAAUCACAGAGUAAUGAUUCAGUGAAUUAAAGUGAAUCAUGUCAUUUCAGGAGGAGAAACAAGGGUCUGUAAUCAUAUUCAAUGACAUUUAAUAAACUAUUAUUUUAUCUAUUUAUAAUAUUCAAAUUAUAUGAUGAUGAACUAUACUUUUAUUCAAACACUGAUCCGACUCAAAAGAUUCAAUCACAGGUUAAAUGAUUCAGUUUACUUUUAUGUUUGUUUUUGGGGAUUGGAUUUAAAUUACUGGAUUUCAGGAGGAGAAAUGAGGGUUUGCAUAAUCAUAUCCUACAACAUAUACCUAAUUAAAUAUUUGUGGAUCAUAUUUAAUUCUUUAAUGAUUAAUUAUAUAGUCAUAAACUACACUAUUAUUCAAAAACACUGAUUAGAUUCAAAAGAUUCAAUCACAGAGUAAACGAUUCAGCAUACUUUCUUUGUUUUUGGGUUUGGAUUUAAAUUACUGAGUGAUCAUUAAUGAAGUUUUUGCACACUUUUGUUUAAUACAUUUCCAAUUAAACUCUUCAAAGACAUGUGAACGUACGAAUGAAUCAAUUCUGAAUGAAAUGAUUCAGUAAAUAGAAGUGAAUCAUGUCAUUUCAGAAGGAGAAAUGAGCCUCUGCAAACUUGUAUGCAACAAAAUAUAGUAAACUAUAUAUUUAUGUGUCAUAUUUAAUAUAAAAAUUUUAUAAAGAUAAACAACUCUUAUUUGAAACACUGAUCAGACUCAAAAGAUUCAAUCAUAGAGUAAACGAUUCAGCAUACUUUCUUUGUUUUUAGGUUUAGAUUUAAACUGCUGAAUGAUCAUUAAUGAAGUUUUUGCACUUUUUUUUUGUUUAAAACAUUUCAAGUAAAAGUCAUUGAUGAUGAAUGAGUGAGUGAAUGAAUGAACUAAUGAAUCAUUUGAGGAUUAAAUGAAUCAGUGAACGAAAGUGAAUCAUGUCAUUUCAGAAGGAGAAAUGAACAUUUACAUAAUCAUAUUCAGCAAUUUAUAGUACAUUAUAUAUUUGUAGAUCAUAUCUAACUCAAUAAUGAUCAAUUAUAUAAUGGCUAACAACACAUGUAUUCAAAAACACUGAUUAGACUCAAAAGAUUCAAUCACAGUAAAUGAUUCAGCAUACUUUAGAUUAGAGCAGGGAUGUCAAACUCAAUUCCUGGAGGGCCGCAGCCCUGCACAGUUUAGUUCCAACCCUAAUUAAACACAGCUGAUCAAACUAAUUAAGUCUUUCAGUCUUGUUUGAAACCUGCAGGUAAGUGUGUUGAAGCAGGGCUGGAACUAAACCGUGCAGGGUUGCGGCUCUCCAGGAAUUGAGUUUGACAUCCCUGGAUUAGAGUUGUAUGUUUGUUUGUUUAUGGUGAUGGGAUUUAAUCUACUGUAUAAUCUUUAAUUAGGCUUUUGCACUCUUUUGUUUAAAACAUUUCCAGUUAAACUCAUUGAUGACGAAUGAAUCAUCUCUGAAUUAAAUGAUUCAUUGAACAAAAAUCAAUGAUUCUUCAUUUCAGAAGGAGAGAUGCUCCUCUGCAUAAGUCCUAAUGAAUUAUAUCUUCGUCUGUCAUAUUUAAUAUUAAAGUUCUACCAUGAUAAUUUAUACUUUAAUUCAAAACACUGAUCAGACUCAAAAGAUUCAGUCACAGACUAAAUGAUUCAGUAUGCUUUUAUUUUGUUUGUUUUUUUGUGGUGAUGGGGCUUAAACAACUAAAUCAUCAUUAAUUAAUUUUUUCCACCUUUUUUGUUCAAAAUAUUUUCAAUUAAACUCAAAGACGAGUGAAUGAACGAACGAAUGAAUCAUCUGAGAAUUAAAUGAUUCAGUGAACGAAAGUGAAUCAUGUCAUUUCAGAAGCAGAAAUUAACAUUUGCAUAAUAAUAUCCAACAACAUAUACUUAAUUAACUAUUUGUGGAUCAUAGUUAAUUCUGUAAUGAUAAAUAAUAUAAUGAUAAACUACACUAUUAUUCAAAAACACUGAUCUGAUUUAAAAGAGUCAAUCACAGAGUAAACGAUUCAGCAUACUUUAGAUUAGAGUUUUAUGUUUGUUUGUUUAUGGUAAAGGGAUUUAAACUACUAAACGAUCUUUAAUUUGGCUUUUGCACUCUUGUUUAGAACAUUUCCAGUUAAACUCAUUGAUGAUGAAUGAGUGAACAAGUGAAUCAUCUCUGAAUUAAAUGAUUCAGUGAACGAAAGUGAAUCAUGUCUUUUUAGAAGAAGUGAACAUUUGCAUAAUUAUAUCCAACAACAUAUGCUUAAUUAAGUAUUUGUUGAUCAUAUUUAAUUCUGUAAUGACAAAUAAUAUAAUGAUAAACUACACUAUUAUCCAAAAACACUGAUCUGACUCAAAAGAGUCAAUCACAGAGUAAACAAUUCAUUACUUUAGAUUAGAGAUUUAUGUUUGUUUGUUUUUAUGGUGAUGCAAUUUAAACUACUAAAUCAUCAUUAAUGAAGUUUUUACACUCUUUUCUUUAAAACAUUUCCAGUUAAACUCACUGAUGACGAAUGAGUGAAAGAAUGAAUCAUCUCGGAAUUAAAUGAUUCAGUGAACGAAAGGGAAUCAUGUCUUCUCAGAAGGAAAAAUGAGCAUCUGCAUAGUCAUAUCCAACAACAUAAUUAUAAGAAUUAAUAAGAUUAAUGACGUUUUUGCCUUCUUUUGUUUAAACAUUUCCAGUUAAACUCAUUGAAGAAGAACGAGUAAACGAAUGAAUCAUCUCUGAAUUAAUUGAUUCAGUGAAUGAUGUAAUUUCUGAGAAAUACACUUCUGCAUGAUCAUUUUCAACAACAUGAAAUAAACUAUAUAAUUAUCCAUCAGAUAAAACAUUCAAGAUCUGUAAUAAUAAACUACACACUAAUUAAAACACUGAUUAGACUGAAAAGAUUCAUUCGCAGCAUAUAUUACAUCAGAGUUUUAUGUUUGCUUGUUUAUGGUGAAGGGAUUUCCUACUGAAUCAUCGUUAAUGAAGUCUUUACACUCUUUUCUUUAAAACAUUUCCAUAUAAAGGAACCUAAAGUUGCGUGUUCAGGUGUGUUUUUGUGCAAACACACAUUUAAAUGAGCGAAUAUAUGAAUAUAUUUAAUUUAUACAUGAAUUAAUGAAGGACAUGUGAAUGAUCUCAUUGUGGCUGAGAGAGAAACUACAGAUCAGAGUUUUCAAUGGAAGAUUCUACCAUUUCCUUACGUUUUGCAGGAGAAAUGCACAAAUGUAUAAUUAUAUUCAACAUUCUACAAUAUAUUCAAGAUUAUUUAUCUAUUAUUGCAUUUCACUAAUGAUAAACCACUGUUUAUCUGAGCAGAGACUAUACACAAUCAUCAUAUUUCAGUUAAAACUACACCCUAUUUGUUACUGGAAGCACACAUUCACUGUAAACUGAAAUAUACUAAUAACAAAUAUAGGAAUUACUUGUUUUUAAUUAGUUUAAGUGGAGAAAUAUGUUUCAGUUUUAUAUAUUUAUACCUGGUAAUAACUAAAAGUGUUCAAACUAAAGGGAAUAAACACAUUUAUAGACACUAAUAAAUAAUGACAAACCAGAAAAACAAAAAUCUUUAACUACACUGUAGAAAAUAUCAUUAAUUAACAGGUUUUACAUUACUAAUUGACAGAUGUUCAACAUUUUAUGCUGAAAAUUCAACUCUCCAGUUUAACAAAGUGACUUUUGUUGACGUUUUAGUGGUUUUAAAGCAAUAUAUGGUGUGAAAAAUAAGAUAUAGCAAAGAUUGAGUCCAUAAAAUAACAGGAAAAGGGCUUGAUUAUCAGGGUUUUCACACUGUGAUUUACAACUCCAACUCACCCAGUAUAGCACUUCAAACCGGUGCUUAGUUUGGGAAUUGCGAGGUCCCGGAACAGAUCGGGGUAAUGGAUCCGGCGUGUUACUCGAGAAGGGGUGUCGCGCACCAC
This is a messenger RNA of Danio aesculapii, 5495 nucleotides long. RefSeq names its product protein interacting with prkca 1 (gene pick1). Gene Ontology annotation, molecular function: phospholipid binding; protein kinase C binding; protein domain specific binding. The transcript is spliced from 13 exons. Gene Ontology annotation, cellular component: postsynaptic density; synaptic vesicle; neuron projection. The coding region runs from base 218 to 1438 and encodes 406 amino acids. Gene Ontology annotation, biological process: receptor clustering; regulation of Arp2/3 complex-mediated actin nucleation; dendritic spine maintenance. NCBI's taxonomy places the organism in Eukaryota, Metazoa, Chordata, Actinopteri, Cypriniformes, Danionidae. The record is from RefSeq and is a predicted model, not a curated record.